Molecule: messenger RNA, 1287 nt
Organism: Westerdykella ornata
Lineage: Eukaryota; Fungi; Ascomycota; Dothideomycetes; Pleosporales; Sporormiaceae
Product: class I glutamine amidotransferase-like protein
Exons: 1
Coding region: 335-1036 (233 amino acids)
Molecular function (GO): glyoxalase III activity
Source: RefSeq, a predicted model, not a curated record
ACGACUAUGUUGAGUAUACCACAAUAUAGUAUGGUAGCAAAUCGAGACAACACACACAUCAGCAUCUUCCCUUUCCGUAGCUACCGGUAGCUAUACAUCAAACCCCAUGGAAGAUGAAGCUUUGUAACCCCAUAGUUCCAGAACACCGUGACGUCAUGACGUCCAACCGGUGCAACGUACCGUCAUCAUGAGUCGAUAUCCCCUAAACGCUUAACGAACAAUCACCAUUUCCCAAUAUCGAGAUUUCCAUCCUGCACCUCACACCUCGCAUUCCAUCAACAUCUGUUAAUUACUCCGUCGUCAGCAGUAUCAACAAACAUUGGAAUCUUCAGCCAUGGCUCCCAAAAUCCUUGUCGUCCUUACCUCGCACAACAAGCUCGGAAACCUCGACAAGCCCACCGGCUGGUAUCUCCCCGAGCUCGCCCACCCCUAUCACAUCCUCCGCAAUAAAGCCGACAUCACAGUUGCCUCGCCAAAGGGCGGCGAAGCACCACUGGACCCAGCAUCCAUCGAAGCCGCAAAGGACGAUGUUUCGGUGAACUUCCUGAAGAAUGACGAACAGGUGUGGAAGAAUACGCAAAAGCUGGAGACUUUCGUAGGCAAGGCGAAGGACUUCGAUGCCAUCUUUUACGUCGGGGGCCACGGACCCAUGUUCGAUCUUGCCGACAAUCCCACAAGCCAGCAGCUGAUUAGGGAGUUCUGGGAGGCGGGGAAGAUUGUUGCGGCUGUCUGCCAUGCCCCUGCGGUCUUGUACAAUGUUAAGUUGUCGGAUGGAAGUCUCCUUGUCGCGGGCAAGGAGGUCACCGCCUUCACGAAUGCCGAGGAGGAGCAGAUGGGCCUGUCGAAGGCUGUGCCUUUCCUUCCGGAGGAUGCCUUGCAAAAGGCUUCUGGAGGGAGGUUUGUCAAAGCAGCGGAGCUGUGGGGCGAGAAGGUUGUUGUUCAAGGCCGUCUGAUUACGGGCCAGAACCCGGCGAGUGCCACGGGUGUGGGGAAGGCUAUCGCAAAGGCGUUGGGGAUUGAUUCUGGUUCAUCUUAAAAGUUGGUAAAUGAGUACAGGCUCAGUCUUAUUUAGUAGGGCCGGCAGUAUUACGGCAAGGUUGCAGCAGCAAAUUGUACCAUGCAGUCUACAAUGGUUCUUAAGAAGCUCACCCUGCCGUUUGAUGUCCUUACCCAUGAUAUAAUGUGCACGGAAUCAUUCUUUUAAAACUGUAAGAAUCUCAUAGUGUCCAGAAUCACGAGUAGACUCCGUAAAUCGCCCAAGAUGACAAUUAGUUCAUUCACCGAAUA